Molecule: messenger RNA, 1026 nt
Organism: Mastomys coucha (southern multimammate mouse)
Lineage: Eukaryota; Metazoa; Chordata; Mammalia; Rodentia; Muridae
Product: HLA class I histocompatibility antigen, A-11 alpha chain-like
Exons: 5
Coding region: 1-1026 (341 amino acids)
Biological process (GO): antigen processing and presentation of endogenous peptide antigen via MHC class I via ER pathway, TAP-independent; positive regulation of T cell mediated cytotoxicity; antigen processing and presentation of endogenous peptide antigen via MHC class Ib
Cellular component (GO): external side of plasma membrane
Molecular function (GO): peptide antigen binding; signaling receptor binding
Source: RefSeq, a predicted model, not a curated record
AUGCAGGCUCUUUUACUCCAGGCUGUCCUACUGCUCAUGGUCACUCUGGCCAUCACCAAGCAUCCAAAUGACGUGUACUCUCUGAGAUAUUUAUACAUCCUCCUGGAAUGGCCCGGCCUUCUGGAGCGACAGUUCAUCUAUCUUGGCUAUGUGGGAAAUACACAGUUCAUAGGAUUCAACAGCAGAUCAGAGAGUCGGAGGGCAGAGCACAGAGCACCAUGGAAAGAUGAGCAGGAUCCAGAGUAUUGGGAAGAGAAAACAAAGAGUCUCUUGAAAGAAAAAAAGCACUGGGAAGAAAUAAUGAAGAAAGCAUUUCAUGAUGACCAUAAUACCACGACAGGUCAUCACACAAUCCAGCUGAAGUAUGGCUGUGAUGUGCUACCUGACGGUUAUUUCAGUCAUGGAGUCCUAGAAUUAACAUUGGAUAACCAGGAGUACAUCAUGCUGAGUGGGGAUCUGGAGACCUGGAUAGUGAUUGGCAAGAAAGUGGAGGUGAUCAGGCAGGAAUGGGAAGCCACUUAUUAUGGACCAAUUGCGAAGAAUUACCUGGAGAACAGAUGUGUUGAGGAAUUCCUUGAAGCGUUUGGCUAUGGAAUAGAUUAUUUGCUGAGAACAGACCCCCCCAGAGUACAUGUGAUCCAUAAGGUCAGACCUGACCAAAAAAUCACCCUGAGGUGCUGGGCCCUGAACUUCUACCCUGCUGAAAUCACCCUGACCUGGCAGAGAGAUGGGAGGAACCAGACCCAGGACUUGGAAGUGGUAGAGACAAGGCCUGCAGGGGAUGGAACCUUCCAGAAGUGGGCAGCUGUGGUUGUAUCCUCUGGGGAAGAGUACAGAUACACAUGUCAUGUGAACCACGAUGGGCUGCCAGAGCCCAUCACCCUCAGAUGCGGGAUUCCUCCAUCCACUUUUCCCAUCAUGGCUACUGCUAUUGCUGUGGUUCUUGGAGCUCUGCUCUUGGGGUCAAUGGUGACUUUUCUGAUAUGGAAGAGGAGGACUAGAGGUAAAGAAGGGGUAGAGUCUUAG